AUGCUCUCUGCCUCCUCUGACCCAUACUAUGUGGCGAAGGAAGAGGUGGCCAAAGCCAUGCAGAGGCUUCAAGGCAUGCAUCCGGAAUGGCGACGGCUUCUGCAGACAGAAAACACCGCGCGGUCGGAACGUUUCAAGGAGCUGCACUCAGAGCUUGCAGGUGAACUUGAGCAACUGAGCCUGGACUUAGAUGACAUUCAUGCCACGAUCAGCAUGGUCGAAGGCAACCGUGGUACCUUCCAGAUCAGCGACGCAGAGCUUGCAAGCCGCCGGCGCUUUGUGGCAGACUCACGUCAGACACUUGAUCAGCUUCAGAAGGAUAUCCGUGGGCCGCAGACGCGGGCGAAGCUGGAAAGCGACCAGAAGGCACUGCUCUCCAGUUCAGCCUCGAGCGCGCGUGCUCGCGAGGAGCGGCAAAGCCGGGCGGUGCAGGACAACCAGGCAUUCCUGGAUAGGCAGCGACAGCAACAAGCGCAGAUGAUGGCCAGGCAGGAUGAGGACUUGACCGAGCUUUCACUAAGCGCGCAGAGGCUUGGCAACACUGCUCAGAUCCUGAAUGUUGAGCUCAAAGAGCAGCAGAAGUUGCUUGAGGAGCUGGAUGAGGAUAUUGACAAGGAGGCCGAGAAGCUGAACUUUGUCAUGAAGCGCAUGGGGAAGCUUCUGAAAACAAGCGACAGCAAGCAGCUUUGCCUCAUCAUCGGGCUCAGCUGCUUGGUGGCGUUCCUCCUCUUCCUGCUCAUCAACACCUGA
Symbiodinium natans is the source of this 750-nucleotide messenger RNA. NCBI's taxonomy places the organism in Eukaryota, Dinophyceae, Suessiales, Symbiodiniaceae. The record is from the annotation of a GenBank genome assembly.